AAUAUUUAACUCUGUACUAUUAUAUCUUCCUACUCCCCUCAGAUUUCUUUCCUGUCAGCUCUCAGUCGGAAAGGCCAAAUAACUUCAGCCCUUGCCACUUGCACUCGAAUCGACGGAAGGCAUCCAGAGCACCCUUUAUAUCUUCAAGGAACAUCGAGGAAGAUGAAGGGCCACUCCAUGCUGGCUGCCGCCGCUGCUGCUGUCUUGCAUUAUACGGCCACAGUAUCCGCCCUAGCAUCGACGAGCACAGGGUCCAACGGCGACAUCCGAUUCCAAUGGGGCGUCCCUGAGGCUGUUGCCAGCUCUGGCUCGGGUAAUGUCUAUUUCCAGCUCGAAGCCCCAACCUCAUACGCAUGGGUCGGCCUGGGUACUGGCAGUGAGAUGAGAGGAUCGCAGAUGUUUGUCAUGUACACCGACGGGAAUGGCAAUGUGACCCUGAGCACGCGGGAGGGCACAGGCCAUGUUCUGCCCGACCACGUCAAGCUAAGCAACACGGAGCUGCUGGCCGGCUCUGGCAUCGCGAACGGCAAAAUGGUAGCCAACGUCCGCUGCGGCGACCUCCAGAAUCUCGACCUUGCCGGUACCAACAGCUGGAACGCGGCCUGGAGAUCCGGCAAUGCCCUCGACUCGACAAACGUCAACUAUGCCAUCGCCGAGCACGACGGGACCACGCGCAUGCGGGUGAAAUUUGGCAACGCUGGCAUCACGUCGGACGAGAACCCCUUCCUCACCAACGUCACCAACAGCGACAGCGGCAACGGUGCUGUGGUCAGCUCUGGUGGCAGCAGUGACAACUCGGGCUCCUCUCAGGGGGGAGGUGGCAGCAACACCGACGCCAUCAUCCUUGCCCACGGCAUUGUCGCGCUCGUCGUCUUCGCGUUCUUGUAUCCCCUUGGCGCCAUUCUUAUGCGUCUUGUGGGCAAUUGGUAUAUUCAUUCGUUGACACAAAGCCUUGCAUGGCUAGCCAUGUGGGCGGCCUUUGGCUUGGGAUACGUUGCCGCCAAUAGCGAGGGAGAGUUUUUCAACCAAACCCACACGAUUCUAGGCACCGUUGUGAUUGCCUUGCUCGGCAUCCAGCCCCUGCUGGGUUGGCUUCACCAUCACCAUUAUCUUAAUCACCAAAAGCGCGGUUUCGUAAGUCAUAUCCACAUCUGGUACGGACACAUCUUGUUGGUCUUGGGCGUUAUCAACGGCGGAAUUGGCAUCCAAUGGAUGGAUUCAUCAACCGGUUUCAAGAUCGCCUACGGCGUCGUGGCAGUCGUCAUGUUCGUCGCCUAUAUUGCGUUCACUAUUUUCAGCGGGAUAAGGAAACGAAGACGCGUCUCGGGCGCAAAGAUUUCACCAAUAGACAGCACGGAGUUGUCACCGAUAAGGAGCGUGGAGUAGAAUGAUGGGCAAUUUCGCCCAGAAGAUCGGUAUUAGGUGGGAAUGUUUUGGAGGUUCGAUAGAUCUGGCGUUUGUUACCUGUGCUGAUUCGUGUCAUAUCUUUGUCAAAAUCUCAUUAUAGACCUAGUUCAAGCAUGCCGUUGGUUAUGAGCCUUUCGUCAAUAGUGCACUGCUAGAGACUUGUAGUGAGUAAGGUAAGGUAUGUGUCGACCUCGAGCU
Messenger RNA from Emericellopsis atlantica, 1605 nucleotides. RefSeq lists its product as uncharacterized. The transcript is spliced from 3 exons. The coding region runs from base 163 to 1386 and encodes 407 amino acids. The record is from RefSeq and is a predicted model, not a curated record. NCBI's taxonomy places the organism in Eukaryota, Fungi, Ascomycota, Sordariomycetes, Hypocreales, Bionectriaceae.